AUGACAGAUAUUCCAGAAUCUUUGAAGCCCUUUGUCACUAAAAAAGUCAUCCAUUCAACUUGGGCAGGAACUUUUUUAUGUAAACCACAAGCAAUUUUCCAACCAAGAAAUGUUGAAGAGAUCCAAGAGUUAAUCAAACAAGCCAGAUUGCAUGGAAAGACCAUUAUGACAGUUGGAUCGGGUCAUUCUCCAAGUGAUUUGACUAUGACUACGGAAUGGUUAUGUAAUUUAGAUAAAUUCAAUCAUGUAUUAUUAGAAGAGCCAUAUUAUGCCCCAAAAUCACCCACCGAUGACACCCCUGAAAUCAAAUUCGUUGACUUAACAGUGGAAGCAGGAACCAGAAUUUUUGAAUUGAAUGAGUACUUGAAGAGAAACAAUUUGGCAAUCCAAAAUUUAGGUUCUAUUAGUGAUCAAUCUAUUGCUGGGUUGAUUUCUACUGGUACCCAUGGAUCAACUCAAUAUCAUGGUUUAGUUUCACAACAAGUUGUGUCAGUGAAGUUUUUAAAUUCUGCUGGGGAAUUAAUCACUUGUUCUAGUGUUGACAAACCAGAGUAUUUCCGUGCUAUAUUAUUGAGUUUAGGGAAAAUAGGGAUCAUUACUCACGUUACUUUGAGAACUUGUCCUAAAUACACCAUCAAAUCUAAGCAAGAAAUCAUUAAUUUUGAAACUUUAUUGAAUAAUUGGGAUAAUCUUUGGUUGGAAUCCGAAUUUAUAAGAAUAUGGUGGUUCCCAUAUACCAACAAAUGUGUUUUGUGGAGAGCUAACAAAUCAACUGAUCCCUUAUCUGACCCAAGACCUUCAUGGUAUGGUACCAAGUUGGGUAGAUUCUUUUAUGAAUCUUUAUUGUGGGUGAGUGUUCAUUUAUUCCCUAGAUUAACUCCAUUCGUUGAGAAAUUUGUUUUCGGUCAACAAUACGGUGAAGUAGAAACUUUGGGUAAAGGUGAUAUUGCUGUUCAAAAUUCAGUAGAAGGGUUGAAUAUGGAUUGUUUGUUUAGUCAAUUUGUUAACGAAUGGUCAUCUCCAUUGAAUUCCGGUCCAGAAAUCUUAACAGAAUUGAAAAAGAUUAUUACUGACGCGUCUCAAACUGGUGAUUUUUUUGUUCACGCUCCAAUUGAAGUUAGAUGUUCAAAUGUUACUUAUUCUGAUGAACCAUUUACUGAUGAUAAAAACCAGAAAUCAUUGUACCCAUCACAAGAGUGGCUUUCAAAUCGUUCUAAGACGAGUGCUGGCCCAAUUCCAGGUAACAAUUUAAGACCAUAUUUGGACAACUCUCCUAAAUUACCAUAUUCUAAAGACGGCAAGAUUACCAACGACCAAUUAACUUUGUUUAUCAAUGCUACCAUGUAUCGUCCGUUUGGAACUAAUGUUGAAACCCAUAAAUGGUUCCAAUUGUUCGAAGAUGUUAUGAGUAAAGCUGGAGGUAAACCUCAUUGGGCUAAGAACUUUAUUGGAUUGACUCAAGAUGAAAAAUAUGACAAACAGCAAGAUUUGAAAACCCAAUUAGAAUUUGGAGGUAAGCCAUUCUACACAAUGUUGGGUUUUAAACCUGUUAUGCAAGAUUGGUUUGGUAAAGAUUUGGUUGCCUUCAAUAAGGUCAGAAAAGAAACUGACCCAGAUGGUGUGUUCCUUUCUGGUAAAGUAUGGGCCGAAAGAAACGGUAUUUUAUUAGACUAG
Messenger RNA from Candida albicans SC5314, 1674 nucleotides. RefSeq names its product D-arabinono-1,4-lactone oxidase (gene ALO1). The record is from RefSeq and is a predicted model, not a curated record. Lineage: Eukaryota; Fungi; Ascomycota; Pichiomycetes; Serinales; Debaryomycetaceae. Gene Ontology annotation, cellular component: membrane; mitochondrion. The coding region runs from base 1 to 1674 and encodes 557 amino acids. The transcript has a single exon. Gene Ontology annotation, molecular function: FAD binding; D-arabinono-1,4-lactone oxidase activity.